Prosopis cineraria is the source of this 1503-nucleotide messenger RNA. RefSeq lists its product as uncharacterized. Gene Ontology annotation, cellular component: myosin complex. Gene Ontology annotation, molecular function: cytoskeletal motor activity. The record is from RefSeq and is a predicted model, not a curated record. NCBI's taxonomy places the organism in Eukaryota, Viridiplantae, Streptophyta, Magnoliopsida, Fabales, Fabaceae. The transcript is spliced from 5 exons. Bases 517 to 1236 code for a protein of 239 amino acids.
CAGAUUUUUUGAGAAAUUAAUUUCAUGCCUGUUAUGAGAGUAUCUUAAAAAAACCAGAAAAAAAGGACUAGGCUCGUCUUGGAGAACUUCACUUCGGGACGUCGGCCUCAUUUCUUUUAAUCAGUGAUUGAAAUUUGAAUGCUUGUUUUACCCUUCAUCUCGUGUAUCGGUCGGAGGUUUAGUCCGGACUACGGAGGAUCAAAGCUCUUCCAGCCACCAGCAACGCCGCCGAACACAAUCGUACUCAAACCUCCGAAAAUGUUUGGUUCAAACGGGUUUUUUUUUUUUUGGGUUGAAUAUGUAGAUACUCGUAAUUUUUAAAUGUAUGAUGAUAAUUAGAAAAUAUUAAAAAUAAUUGUUUAAAAUUUUGAAAAGAUGAUAUUAAUGUGAAGAUUGAAGAAGAAGAAGCUUGUGAAUUUGAAGACCGCCUCAGGAGGAGUCCGUUACAACUUCCAUGCACAAAAGCAUUGGCCAAAUUCGGUGCUCGCCACGACAUCCCCGAGAAAAGGCAUCAAGAUGAUGGAACGUUUCAGGUUGAAGAGACAGGCUCCCAUUUCAGAAUGCAAGUCCGAGCCUUGUCCCAAAAACGACGACGUUGUUGGGUCUGAUGAUCCCUUCCCUCCUCAACUCAACAUUCCCGAAGACGAUCAACGGGAAGCAACUGCGCGACUUGAGCCUACAAAUAGCCAUGUCUACGCCGAAGAUGAAGACCCGUUCAUGGGUUUAAAGCUUCGAAGAUCCGCCUCCUCUGUCUCAGAUUAUAAAGGGGACUACAUUGACAUGUCUUCUCACCCGCUGUUAUUGAAGAUUUUGCAGAAACAAGGAGACAGGCAAGUUCUAUUUGCAGAUAAGGUUUUGAGGUUAACAGGUUCAGGGAACAUGAAACGCCGUAUUUUAUUAAUCACCGAGUUUGCCAUUUACAUUGUUGACCCGGAGUCCGGUACACUUAGGAGAAGGAUUACCCUAGCAGCUGUUGAGAAGAUGUAUCUCAGUGCUCUAAGUGACAACUUUUUUGCAAUAAUAAUUCCAACAGAGUAUGAUCUACUUAUGGCUAGUACGCGAAAGACAGAAAUUGUGACUGUGUUAGUUAGAGCUACCAAGAAGGCUUCUAAUCACGAACUCAAGUUGGGUUUCUCCAAUUGUUUCGAAUACCAUGCAGCAUCUGACCUGCCAAAGGAAAUCCAAUUUGAAGAAGUUGAAGGGGGUGUCAAAACCAUAAUUUUGAGGAAGGAGUAAAUUACGCUAAUCAUAAAUUUAUUGCAAGAUUUAGUUUUGAGGAAGUAAGCUGCUGUUCACUCAGUUCUGAAGGUGUCUGUAAAACUUAGUAGGAGAUCUGCACACUUAUUUUUGGAGGGAAUUGUUUGACCGAGGUUCUUUUGAAGUGGCAUAAGAAAUGUAGGAGGAAAAGUAUUGAUGUCAGGUUUGAACUUGAAACUCAAUUUAUUUGGAUGUUGAAAUGUGAUUCAAUCAAUUUCAUUGUAAAUAAUAUGAACUUUUUGGUGA